AUGACUAAUGUAUCAGCUAACACCUCUUCUUCUUCACUUUCAUCAAGAGCGAAAAUCUUUUCGAAUGCACAACCCAUCGCUUGGAGUUUUGCUUUUUCGGCGCAAGCUGUUGCUGUCGUCUUGGGGAAUAUGCUCGCAAUUGCACUCUUUGCAUUUAACAAGAAGCUUCGAAAAAAGAAAAGUUUAUAUCUUGUUAUGAAUAUGGCGUUUGCUGAUCUGAUGUUGGGAGGUAUCUAUCUCCCUUCUUCUAUUUUUUUCCUGGUGACUCCUGAAAACCAGGCAUCAUAUGAAAUAUCUUUUUUCCGCAAUAUCAUCUGCGCCUUUUUCUCACUGGCCUCGUCUAUUACCGCUGCUUUGAUAUCUGCUGAGAGAUUUUACGCCAUUUAUUGGCCAUUAAAGCACCGAACACUUUCUACGCGAGCAUACAGGCUUGUUAUUUUGAUGGUGUGGACGUUGGCUAUCCUGUUUUCCACGGUUUAUGUCCUACUUUUCUGGAGCCCAAUGACGUUAUACAGUUACCUGUGUUUAUACAUCUUGCUUCUCGUAUUGACUAUCUGCGGCCUCAACAUCGGUAUUUGGAGAAAGUUUAAGCAGAAAACUCCUUGUCAUCAACAAAAUAGAGCCUUUCAAAAGCAGCGCUUAACAAAAGGCUUAUUAUAUGUAUCUGCUUUUACUUUGAUUUCGUGGAUCCCUAUAUCUCUUUGCAAUUUAAUAGGCUCCUUCGGAUACAACAUACAUGACCACAUUUUGCUGUUAGCUUAUUUUAUGUAUCUUUCCAGCUCGUUUAUCAAUCCAGUGGUGUACGCAAUAAGAAUUCCUGAGAUUAAACAAGCUUUGCCUAAUGUAUGCUGUUUUAGAAGACGGGCAUUGAUUGACAGCAAAGGAAAUAUAGAAAGACUUAAUAUGGCCGCAGCCGACCAGCAAGGUUUGUAUUUCUUCUGUUUUAAAAGUCAGGAAAAUAGUAAUACAGGAAGAAAUAAUAUGGCAGCCGAUCACAAUAAUUUACAGCUCUCUUUCAAACCGCAAGUUAUGGAAGAUACAAAAUUGUGACUUAGUAGUAGUGGAAGUUCGAGAAACUGAGACUGAACCGUAUACGGGGCGGGGCCAGGUGAGCCCCGCCCUACCAUCCCUCCACGUUUUGUACGAGUGUUGAGCAUGCGUUCUUAGGGGACAACUUCGUGGAUUUUCAUAGGCAAUAUAAACAAACGACAAUACCGUAAAAUUCCGAAAAUAAGCCCCUCCAUGUAUAAGCCCCUCCAAAUAUAAGCCCCCUAAACGGGUAACGCAAAAAACCCUCCGUUACAUCACCCCUCCAAAUAUAAGCCCCCCCGGGGGCUUGUACUUGGAAAAUUACCCUCAAAUACAAAGUAAAACAAAGCAAAAACGGUAAAUUUACUUCCAACUAUAAGGUUAGCCCAAUCGAUUUAGAAAUGCAAAUUUCCCUCCGUAAAUAAGCCCCUCCGAAUAUAAGUCCCUCCAAAAAUAAGCCCCUCAAAAAGGGUCUUUGAAAAAUAUAAGCCCCGGUGCUUAUUUUCGGAAUUUUACGGUAUCUUAAAGUAGUUAUUCAAAUUUGACGAAAUGUGGCAGAAAUCUUGUUCAAAUCUCAUUUAAUCAAUGAAAGCAUCAAAUUAAAAGUUGGAAAAAGGAGUCUGAGAGAGCCUGAUCUCCAUGCGCUUUCGGCUCGUUCAAAGCUGGAAUCUACCGUGAGCUGUGACGUCACCGAAUUCCAAGACUUCGCGCGGACAAGAGGGCAAGAGAGAACACCUGGGAACUAGGCUGAAUCUGAGUCGACACAACGGGUACAUGAAUGCUAUUCAUUUAAAAAUUUUAAAAAUUGAUUAUUCCAUUUGGUUAAGUUGUUUGUUGUUUGUUGUUUUUUUGUUUUUUAAUAAAUAGAUAAGACGUACUGACUGCAAGCUGGAUGCAAAUUCAUAAGGAAAUCUAAUGGCUGGAUUUUACGUAAACCUAAUACUGAAAUUGAAAAUGUAAUGUUUGCUUUCAAUCACCUUUGUUGCCAUAAGAAAUCUAAUAAAUGUAACGUCUCAUAAAUAUAUUUUGCGCGUGCCAAAUUUAAAUGAACUUGAUAACUGCAACGAGCCUACUAUACCAGCCUAAUGAAUGGUUACCAUGCACUCAGCACCUAUCAAACUGUGUUCAGCCACGCCAAUUUUUCUUUUCUUCGAUUUAAACUGACUCGGCUUAUGUAUAGCAUUUGGGUAUUUAGCAAUCUGACUUUGUAUUGGGUAGCAUGAAAUUUAAUAAAUUGUUCGAAUACGCUGUUCAAAAAAGGUGGAUAGCGCUAUCCGACCUAUACCGAGCUGGUGCAACCAGCGGAUAACACAGUAUUAACACCAGUACAUGGCUGAAUCCGCGAGCGGGAAAAAUAAAGCCAAUCCUAUGUUCUGAUUGGCUACCCGAGCGGGCAAGCUUUCCCGCCUUAGUGCCGCAAGAAAUAGUUCUCUUUAUGGCCUUAUAGUAAAUCUUUUAUUCACCUAGCUUGGUCGGUCUUGACCUUGCUCUUGCAGGGUCUAGAUUGCUGGAUAUUGGCUUCGUUAAAGUUCAUAUCGGGGAAGUGUUGAGCAUGCGUACUUAGGAAGCAAUGCGAGAACGCUUGUUCAGUGUUGUCUUUCAUAAGCAAUGUAAUUAAACAAAUCACAAUAUCUUAAAAUCUACUCAUUAAAUUUGACGAAAUUUGGCAGAGAUUCUGUUGGAUCAUAUCGCACCUCAGUCGACAGGGCCUGAAAAUAAGCUUUGAACAAAGGCGUUUUAGGACAAAAUUAAGUUUCACAUGAAAGCUAUUUUCUUAGAAAUUUCAAAACCUGUGAAGUUUUUUUUUUAAAUUAGGGUUUUUAUUGAGUAAUUGUAAGCUUUCUGCAAACACAUAAGGAACUGUAAUGGCUGGAUCAUUUUUGCGCAAACCUAAUAAAUCCAAACUUUAAGGCUUCUUUCAAUCAUCGAUUUGUCGUAUAGCAGCGAUCGAUUUUUUACUUUUUAUAUGUCAUGUCUUUUGUCAGUGCCAAAUCUGGGCUUUACAUUUGCAACGAGUCUUAAAUAACAUCCACCCCCAAUGAAUGGUAACGAUCCGAAGCAUAUUAAACUGUGUUCAGCCACCUCGUCACACGACAUCGUUUUUCACACAGCAUGGAGGGAUAGAGGAUGAGAUACGUUUGCAGAAUACCUAGCUAUGGCGAAUGUAUCACUGAGCUGGCACAAAGUCAUUUUCAUCAGUGGCGGAAAUAUUUCCAUAGGCACAAAUCAUCGCUUGGGUUGCUUUUGUCGUUGCAAGCCGUGGUUAUUUUCAUGGGGAUUUUGCGCGAAAUUGUGCAUUUCUCUUUGCACGGCUUCUCGUGGUGCAACUGAGCUCUGUAUUUGACCAUAGACAGAGCUAUCAUUUUUUACCAAUAUUCUCAUUAUUGGGACUAUGUUUUAAUCGGUCUAUAAAUGUAAUUUAGGCACGUGAAUUUUAGCUGAUACAAUAACGUUACCCUAACUAAGGAUAACACAGGGGAACACAACGCCAAAAAGGGAAAAAAUUAAACCCCAUUUAAGGAUGGAGACCCUAAAAAAACCAUCCCCUAUCGGACAGCGCAUACCUAUCUUGCCCCAAUUUGGAAGAAUCCCCCCGGGUGGUGACAUUACUUAGCAAGCAGAUGGUAAAAAGUAUCAAUAUGGUGUAAUCUCAGUCAACAAUAAUAAAUUUUAGUUUCGACUGAAAAACAAACGCAAUUGCAUUUAUAAGACUUAUAACAAUGCUUGGUUUUAUGGCCUGGCAGUUGUAAAUAAACGUCUCCGCUGUUCCUCGUACGCCUUCAACGUAACGUUUCUAGAGAUUUAAGCAGAAAUUAAAGCAACACUGUAUUAACACCAUGCCAGUACAUGGCUGAAUCCGCGAGCGGGAAAAAUGAAGCCAAACCUAUGUUCUGAUUGGCUACCCUAGCGGGCAAGAUUUCCCACCUUAGUGCCGCAAGAAAUAGUUCUCUUUAUGGCCAUAUAGUAAAUCUUUUAUUCACCUAGCUCGGUCGGUCUUGACCUUGUUCAUGCAGGGCCUAGAUUGCUGGAUAUUGGCAUCGUUAAACUUCAUGUUGAAGAAGUGUUGAGCAUGCCCACUUAGGAAGCAAUGCGAGAACGCUUGUUUAGGGUUGUCUUUCAUAAGCAAUGUAAUUAAACAAAUCACAAUAUCUUAAAAUCUACUCAUUAAAAUUUGACGAAAUUUGGCAGAAAUUCUGUUCAUAUGGGACUUCAGUCGACAGGGCCUCAAAGUAAAUUUUGAACAAAGGCGUGUUACGACAAAAUUAAUUUUCUCAUGAAAGCUAUUUUCUUAAAAAUUUCAUAAACUGUUAAGUUGUUGUUGUUGUCUUAUUAAAAAAAUGAUGGUUUUUUACUUAGUGAUUGUAAGCUUUGUGCAAAUUCGUAAGGAAAUCUAAUGACCGGAUCAUUUUUGCGCGAACCUAAUGAUACCCUAGCCUGUUUAAGGAUGGAGACCCUGUCGGGCGGCACAUACCUGUCUAGCCCCAAUUUGGAGGAAAUCCCCGGGUGGUGACAUUACCUAGCAAACAGAUAGUAAAAAGUAUCAAUCAGUGGUGUAAUCUCAGUCAACAAUAAUGAAUUUUAGUUUCGACUGAAAAACAAACGCAAUUGCAUUUAUAAGACUAACUGAACAAUGCUCAGUUUUGUGGCGCGACAGUUGUAGAUAAACGUCUCCGCUGUUUCUCCGUUUUCUCCUUCAAAGUAACUUUUAUAGAAAUUAAAGCAAUUGCAGGAACAAUAACUAAGAAUAUGUCAGCUUCAACUUCGUCACUCAAUAAUUCCUUUUCAGCCAUGGUUAUGGACGAAUUGCUUUCUGAGGCACAAGUCAUUGCUUGGAGCUGUGCUCUUGCGUCAGAAGCUGUAGUUAUUGUCCUGGGAAACUUGCUCACAAUUGUUCUCUUCACAUUUAACAGGAAGCUGCGAAAUAAGAAAAGGUUAUAUCUUGUUAUAAAUAUGGCGUUUGCUGAUCUGGUGUUGGGAGGUGCAAGUCUCCCUUUAUUUGUUUAUUUAAUAACGGCGACUCGCAGGUUAUGUUUCACAGAAUUUCCAACAUUUUUUAUAAUCAUAUUUACGGUUUCCUCGAUGGCCUCGUUCACUACCGCUGCUUUGAUAUGUGCUGAAAGAUUUUACGCCAUUUUUUGGCCGCUGAAGCACCGAACACUUUCCACGCGAGCAUACAAGCUUGUUGUUUUGAUGGCUUGGACAUUGGCUAUCUUAUUUUCUACGGUUUAUAUAUUGCUUUUCCGCUUGAGUCUGGGAGGUUUUUUCGCUUUCGCUACUUUAUACGGCUUGUUACUAAUUGUGACUAUCUGCAGCCUCAACAUCGUUAUUUGGAGAAAGAUGCAGCAAAAAUCUGUUCCUUGUCACCAAAACAGAGACAUGCAACUCCAGCGUUUAACGAAAGCCCUGUCAUUAGUAUCUGUUGGUACUUUGAGUUCUUGGAUCCCCGCAAUUAUUAUUAAUUUUUUAAGAUUUUUCGGUCAAAACAUAUCU
Molecule: messenger RNA, 5520 nt
Organism: Porites lobata
Lineage: Eukaryota; Metazoa; Cnidaria; Anthozoa; Scleractinia; Poritidae
Source: the annotation of a GenBank genome assembly